Messenger RNA from Paramisgurnus dabryanus, 1257 nucleotides. RefSeq lists its product as uncharacterized. The record is from RefSeq and is a predicted model, not a curated record. NCBI's taxonomy places the organism in Eukaryota, Metazoa, Chordata, Actinopteri, Cypriniformes, Cobitidae.
AUGAAACCUGAAUCUACAGGACAGCGACUAAAACUGAGCUGUGAUUCCUCCUGCACUUUAACAUCUGAAAAUGAUUACCGCUGGUACAAGAAUGGAGAAUAUUUAACACAUAACCAAAGCAUAUUUGUGUCAUCCAGUGGAAACACUGACAGUUAUUCCUGCUCUAAGUUUGUUUUUGGGUACUCUUCAUCUAUUUGUCUUUCUAACAGUAGUUGGGGUGUGAAUUACACCUCUACAAGAGUUUGUGCUUUAGUGGGAUCAACAGUAGAUAUUCACUCUUCAUACUCACAUCGCACUGGAGAUACAGUAGAGAAAACAUACUGGCAUUACGAUUAUCGCAGGGAACUCAGUGAUCUGCGUGAGUAUCUUCAGUUUUUUGGUCGUGUGGAGUAUCUGGGAAACACACUGAGAAUCAAAGACGUCAACAUGAGUGACACUGGAUUUUAUCAGUUCAGGAUCAUCACUAACACAUCAGAUGAAGUUUCUGGUUCUCCUGGAGUCACUCUUACUGUUACAGAUACACGAGUGAGAAGCAGUCCAGACCCUGUGAUAGAUGGAGAAAAAGUGAUAUUAAGCUGUUCAACCAGAUGCACUCUGGAUAACAAACAUACUUACAUCUGGUAUAAGAAUGGACAACAGGUAACAGAUGGAUUGAGAUUAUUAAACAAGCUGUACCUGGACUCAAUCAACAGUGAGGAGCUACAAGAGUAUUCCUGUACUGUAAGAGCAAUGAACAAAACCAAUGAAGAGAUGGAUGAAACUAUUAAAGAAAUGGACAAAACCAAUGAAGCAAUGGACUUUCUCCCUCUGUUGGUGUUUCUGCCUCAGUUUCUCAUUAUAGGAGCUGUAUGGAUCUGGUUUUUCAUCAGCAUGAAUAAAUUGAACUCAUCUAAAAACAAAACUGAUGACAAACAAAUAGAGAUGUUGCAGGUCUGUGAGUAGAUCAGCUGUCUGUCCAUCAGAACUACUGGAGUGAUGUCACAACUCUCUUUAUGACAUCAUCACCUAGCAACAGUCUCUCAGCAGUGACAUCAGUGAUGCAGUGAUGUCAUAUACAGUGACAUAUUAAUGACAGCUCAGUGUAAAUAAUCUAAUGGUCAAAUACAUGAAUUAUUCAUUGAAGUAUUGAGUUUAUCAUUCAACAGUCUUGUGUCAGUGUCAGAUCAACUGUAACAUCACAAUGCAUAAAUCCUGUAAAAACUUUGCUAUAGUUUUACAAGAUUGAAACAAUAAACUCUCCAUGUUGAUUUGGGAUUU